Elaeis guineensis (African oil palm) is the source of this 2543-nucleotide messenger RNA. The record is from RefSeq and is a predicted model, not a curated record. NCBI's taxonomy places the organism in Eukaryota, Viridiplantae, Streptophyta, Magnoliopsida, Arecales, Arecaceae.
GGAGAUGUCUACCCAGUGGAGCCAUAUGAGGGCUUUGCAGUGAGUCAAGUUCUUGAUGCACAUUGGGGUGUUCUCGACGAUGAAGAUUCAAGUGGUCUUUGUUCGCAUACUCUAUCCAUACUUGUAAAUGACUCUCCUGGGGUUCUCAACAUUGUAACAGGCGUUUUUUCCCGUAGGGGCUACAAUAUUCAGAGUCUUGCUGUCGGUCCAGCUGAAGAGGAAGGUAUUUCUCGUAUUACCACUGUUGUUCCUGGAACUGAUGAAUCUAUUGGCAAGUUAGUCCAACAGCUGUAUAAGCUUAUUGAUGUUCAUGAGGUUCAGGAUAUAACCCACUUGCCUUUUGCUGAAAGAGAACUGAUGCUUAUAAAAGUUGCUGUAAAUACUGCUGCCCGAAGGGACAUCCUGGACAUAGCUGACAUCUUUCGAGCCAAAGCUGUCGAUGUAUCCGAUCAUACCAUCACACUUCAGGUAGUGCCUUUCCACUUAAUAAUUUUAUUUAUUUAUUUCAUGGUGUUUAUGAGUUUUCCAAAUAUUUUUCUCUGUGUCAAACCCAUAACAUUUCUUUUAGAAUCAGUUAUUAAGUAGCAUGAUCAAUGACUUAUAGGUCUGCAAGUUCUUUUUCCCUCUUUUUACCUAAAAUCAUACCUAAAAUCAAGACAACAGUCAACUUAGCUUGCUCUUAUUUAUUUAUUUAUUUUAAAUGCACACUGAUUUUUUAUUUAAUGCACUGGAAGCUGUCUAAAUGAAGCCAAAACUGGUGGUUCAGCACAAAUCUUCACGGUCAAAUUGGUGUUACGAUUUUAUUUUCCCACUAUUUUUCAGUCCAGCCGCAUGGUAAAUGUGUUCUGGUGCUGAAGAUUAUAUUGUCUGAAAACUAAAAACCUGACUACGUGAGUAAUUAUGAUUACAAGCCGGACUUAAUGUGUUGAUGAAUUUUGAUGUGACAGGCACUGGUGCUCAGCUGCUUCUCUAAUUGUACCAUUCUGAAAGUUUUGUCUAGAACAUCUCUUGACAGUUUCAAGAAUCACAUUUUCAUAUGGAACUUUGUAAAUAAUUCAUAAUCUUCUGCAAAUAUAUUAUGAGUUAUUUGAGCUUCUGAAUUUGGUUGAAUUAUGUGCCACAAUGAAGAUGUUUGCAAUAUAGUCUAAUCUAUUUUAUCUUGAAUUUAGACCAAGUUACUAACUUUGCCUUAUCUGUAAAAAGAGAAAUGGACCUGCUAAUAAUUUUGAAAGCUAAAGGGAACAUGUACACAUUUGGAAUAACUAAAGAUACCUUAUUUUGAAUUUUGGAACCUUCCCUAUAAUUUGUUGUACGUAUACAUUACCUACAAGAAUUUACAUGUCAGCAGCUAUCUGGUAUAGCAGCUUUAAAGCUACAUUACCGCAUGUUCGAAACAUUUUUCUUUGUUAUGCAGCAAUUUAAAGGGAACAAGGAGUCUUUCUCCAAGUGGAUUUCCAUGCUCCACUUGACAAACCAAAAUCAUCUUUGAUGAUGAUGUCUGGUGUGCAAUAUUUAUCCCUCUCGGAAAUAAAUUGACAUGUUACUUUGUAUCCUCUAAGCAACCAGCUAGUCUCGUGUUCCUACUGGGUCCUGUUUAGAUUGUAUGGGAUAGGAUUGUAUCCUGCAGGACUUCCUGAUCUCACCAGCUGUUUAGCCCUGUUACACCCUCACCUCCACCUGUAUCUCAUGCAUGAGCCCCGUCACCACUUUUCCUCCACCCACCCACCUAUGACUGCCUUCACCUCUCUCUUUGGCAUACAAAGCCCCAGCUUUGUCCCUCUUUUCACCCCUCUUAUUGGAACUACAGUUAUACCAGAUCUUUUUGUUAUACUGCAGUUGGAUAAUCCUUGUGGGAUUUGGAAACUUUUUGCUUCCUAACUAUUGUAGCAGAAUAUCUUCCAAUUAUGGUAGUGUUUCUGGUUUAGAAUUUCUUCAAAACUCAUCGCUGCAACUGCUUCCUAAGCGUUUCUUCUUCUUCUUAUUAUUUUUUUCAUGAAAGCCACUUCCUUGAUUCCGCACUGCUCCACCUGCACCUGCACCUGCACCUGCACCUGCACCUGCACCAGCUUUUGGUAACCAAGUUCGAGUUCCUGCAAAAAAAAAAGACUUUGGAUCUUUAUUUAGUGGUUUUUUAAGAGACACCCUGGGAACUUCAAAUUGAAAGGAAAAUAUUUUCUACUGGUCAUGCAGAGUGUGAAAAGAUCAGACUCACUAUUAGUAGUUGUCUUUUCAGUUUUUUUUAUGCUUUCUUGUAAUUGAAGAAAAAGAAUAAUUCAGGUUUAUAAAAUGAGGGGCGAUUGCAGGGCUAGUGGCUGGUUCCCAGCUGUCUUACAAAGGAUAGACAUGCACACAAGAAUUCCUUUUUUUUUUUAACUUUUAAUUCAGGGUUUUUGUAGGGCUAUCCUCUCCUCAAGUAAUCUUGAGAAUAAUUUAUUAAGCAGCUAAGGAAUCUCUUGUGGUUAGACUUGUUCACAAGUAGGACUGAAUUUCAUUGAAGGGCAAAAUUCUAAUACAGGAUCGAAAUGUAACGCCUAAAGUUAUUA